Messenger RNA from Onychostoma macrolepis, 3431 nucleotides. It is a transcript of the gene znf106b, whose product is annotated as zinc finger protein 106b. The transcript has 12 exons. Lineage: Eukaryota; Metazoa; Chordata; Actinopteri; Cypriniformes; Cyprinidae. Gene Ontology annotation, molecular function: SH3 domain binding; RNA binding. Gene Ontology annotation, cellular component: cytosol; membrane. The record is from RefSeq and is a predicted model, not a curated record. Bases 367 to 2232 code for a protein of 621 amino acids.
GAUCUGGCAACACUAUCCAGUCAACACGGUCUGAUUCAGCAAACACGUGGACGGGCAUUUGCAACACACUGAAAACUCGUAGAAACUGUCUUUUUGAAAGGACUGUCUUUGUAACUGUUAUCUCUUAAGAUUGAUAUAAAAUUGGUCAGUGAUCUCUCAGUUUGUGAUUAACUGUGGGUGGCCUGAUUAAUGUUCAUGACAGGACUCUUCCAGCUAGAGCGAAUGCUCUGAAUGCCUAGCAUCGAUUCAAAUUUAUAAAUAUAAUUGCUAGCUCUAUUUUGUAACUCAAAACAUUGUGUCCGUAGUGACUGUGAACGAGAAAUUCCGGCUGGGUUUCUUUCAUUUACGUUCAGAAACACCACAACGAUGAGUAAAAAGACCAAGAAAACCAACGGUAACUUUGGCAAUAACAUUAGAUGUUUUAUCUGCGGUCAGCAGUACGGACAAAAGUUUAUAGAUAUGCAUAUGCAUUCUUAUCUCCACCAUGAAGCAAUUGAGAAGAUCAAGGGCAGUGAACAGCUGCAUAAGUGUUGGGCAUGUAAUGUGUCUGUGAUGGGACUAGAGCAGUACAAGGAGCAUAUUGCCGACCGCAAUCACACACAAAAUCUGUUUAAACUAAACCAAAAUAAAAGACGUAAAAGAAAAUCUUUUAAACCGGACUACAAUAUUGACCUGACUGAUAAUGAACUAGAAUCCCUUUUUGGUCUAAGAGAGCAAGACGGAUCCAAAGAUGAAAAGAGCAAAGAACAAAAAGAUCUGGACAAAUGUUCUAUCUGCUUUCAUCGUUUUCCUGAACAGGAGUGGGACAAACAUAUGCACAGUUUAAUCCACCGUCAGACAGUUGAGCAGUUGAAGGGCAGUGAACACGAGCAUAAGUGUUGGGCCUGCGAAAUGACUGUGACAGGAAUAGCAGCAUUUAAAGAGCAUGUUUCCACGCAAUAUCACAAAAUGAAGCUAUCGGAUUUGACGAAGAAUAGAAUACUUGGAAAAAAAACAGUGGACUACAGUGUUGAAUUUAAUGAGCUUAAAGACCUUUGUGCCCAAAGAGAACAAGAAAAAUUUAUGAAAAAGAAAGAGAGAUUAGAGAAGUGGAAAGAAGCAAAAAGGCGGAAGACAAUGAGGUUAAUUCAGACAAGGAGCAGAGCUGAGCACAAGCGUUAUACAACACCUUUCAUGGUGAAUGAGGAGUUCGAAGCUGACCAGUUGCCACCAUCAUGCCAUUUCAUGUCCUUUUGGGAAAAUCAAAACGACUAUCCAGCAUCUAUCCAGCAUAACCUGCCUUCACAGAGACAAGAGAGCAUAGUUGAUAUGGACAGAUCAGAUGGGCCACUUGUGAAAAGGCCUCGUCUUGAGAGACCAUCAGAAAAUAUUCCUCAAGAAAUGUCUGCUCAUGGCACUCGACCCAACCCUGAUGGAAAAGGUACAGAUGUUUCUGUGAACGACCUAACUCCAGAAACUGAAGAUGGUGCUGCUGCUGAGCCAACAUGUGCCCCUGGACUGGUUCAAAGCAGGAUGGAGGCCAACAUACCCAACUUGACAGCAGCAAUGGGAGUCUGUUUAACACAGAAGGCAGCAACUGGGAAUGAAGCUGUUGUUCUUAAUCCUCCACUACACACUCGUUCCAAAAAGUCUACGUUGAAAGUAAACAGAGCGGCAUCACUGAGUGAACAGGGCAUGACCAGAGAAUGCAUGAGUGGACAAGAACCAUACGCAGAUUCCCUUCCACCUGCGUCUGCCCUGGCUAAGGUGUUCGAAAGCCAGGCUUCAGAAAAUGAGUUGGAGAUCGUCGAAAACGUUCGGCCUCAUACUGCGCAUGUUCAGAAAAACCAAUCAAAUGAGUGUGAGACUGAACAGGGAGAAACAUCACUGGAGCAUCACAGCAGCUUUGAAGCCAUCUCCUGCAACGUCCAGAAAACCCAGAAAAGAAGACAAGACGAUUCACAUGAUCUGAAUCCUGAGACAAACAACAAAAUAUCCAGAAAACGAAAAGUGAAUAAGUUGAUAUCGCUGUCUUUGAAAGAAGAGGAGUUAACCAGCUCUUUGGAGAAUGUAGGUGAGCAGCUGUUCCAGGCGUACUCCACCCUGCAGAGCGCAUACAUAGAAGUUCAGCGUCUGCUAGCUGUUAAACAAGAGGUAACCUCAGAAAUGGCCUCGCUCAGGGCACAGCGCAUAAAGAUUCUGCAGGAUAUGAAGAAUCCUGGUGACCAGCAGGAGGUGCUACAUGAAUCUUGACAGCUGCGUGAACCUCUGAGGAAGGAUUGGUCAAAUGAGCCUCAGAGAGCAGCUGCAACACAGGACCCACUCCCAGAAGUAUCUGAUGCUGGACCUACCUCUCAGUGCACAAAAUUGAGCUCUGUGAGCAAGUACUGCAUUGCAGAGCCCAUAACUGCACCGUUAGAACAGACUUCAACUCUAGUUUUAUGGCAGAUCACAUUGGAUUAUGCGUUAAUUUGAUCAGACAGAUGCAGAAAAUUACUAAAAGAAAAAAAAAAUUUUUUGCUCUUAUUCUGGCAUGAUCAAAUGUGAUUUCUAUCUUGACAUGUAAAAAAAACAAGUUUGCUUGCCUACAAUUUUGAAUGAGGAGAUGUUACAGAGUCCAGCAAAGCUUCCAUCCAUCUGAAGAUUCAGGUCAGUUAAAAGAUUUUCAGAACAGCAAUUAAUAUUGCUUACAAGACUACAUGCUAACAUAUUCAUUCGGACUUGCUCUCAGAGGUUUAUAGUUGUUUUAUUCACAGGAAUCUGAAUAAUAUUUUAAAAUGCUCAAAACAUUGUUUUUAUCAUCUGUGUUCUUGCUACUCCAGCAAAAGAAACUUUGUUCAUACUCGAGGUUAAUCAUAUGUUUGUCUUUUGCUUGCAGUCAUGACACACAUCUGUUGUACUAUUAUGUUUGUUUAUGCUUUGCAAAUCAUGGCUAUGGUAACAACUGGAAUAGAACAGUGCAGUGUUGGACUCUUUAUUCAGUUGAAUUAUUUACAGUUGCACAGUAGCACACACAUUUUACAAGGAUGGGUUCAAAUGAGUGCCAUUUUAGGCAUGACAUUUAAUAUGACAACAUUCUGUCACCUUAAAGGGAUAGCCGAAGUGCUUUUUACAAGACAUAAAUGAGCUGUCAUGGUCCAUUCAGUGGCUCAUAAUCAAUCCAGUUUGUUCUAGACCAGCAUUUGCUGAAGAAAGAAGCUGCAGUGGUGUUCAGUACAAUCGAUUCAGAUCCAGACCUUUCUCCACUUAAUGGAAGUUGAAAAUGGGAAAAGACCAUUCGCUUUCCACCAGGCUAACCUCUGGGUUUGUGUCUUUAGGCAUACAUGGUCAGUUGAAGCCACUGUGUAUAUAGUGUAGAAAACAGGAACUUGUUAGAGUGUAAAUAGCAGUGAUCAGUACAAAGAAUAAUACAAAUAUGUUUAAAAAUCAUGCUGCUUGUUGAUCUUUAUUCU